This is a messenger RNA of Pogona vitticeps (central bearded dragon), 1204 nucleotides long. Its product is annotated as phospholipid scramblase family member 5. Gene Ontology annotation, cellular component: plasma membrane. Gene Ontology annotation, biological process: plasma membrane phospholipid scrambling. NCBI's taxonomy places the organism in Eukaryota, Metazoa, Chordata, Lepidosauria, Squamata, Agamidae. The record is from RefSeq and is a predicted model, not a curated record. Gene Ontology annotation, molecular function: phospholipid scramblase activity.
GUUACUGUCUCUCAAAGAUCUGAGACUAACUGUUGGCUUUAUUAUUUAGGCUCCAUUCCGAAACAAGAUCUCCAUUCAUAUCUGUAUUCCUUUUCCAUUGCAGAUACUGCAUUCCAGCCUGGCAUGAUUUCCUGGAAACAAUUCCAUCCUGUAAAGGAGUAAUCACCCUUGACGAGUGGAGGCCGAUGAAAAGCCUUUUCUUUUAACCUGGCUUCCUUUGAAGAAGUGACUCAGGCAGCCACAUGGCCUCUCAAGAUGCUCCAAGCCAAAUUCAAAAAACUGUACAAGAUCUUCUUCCUGGUUCUCCGGAGCCUCUGGAUCAAUCAAAAUCCUCAGAGACUACCACUGCCUGGAAACAAGCCCACCCUCCUUCCAGUUUGCCCCCUGGACUGGAAUACUUAAGACAGUUGGACCAGAUAAUUAUUCACCAGCAAGUGGAGCUUCUCCAAGUUAUUCUUGGGACUGAAACCUGCAGCAAGUAUGAGAUAAAAAACCACAUGGGACAAAGAGUUUACUUUGCUGUGGAGGAAAAUGGCUUCUUUGAUCGUAAUUUCUGUUCACCGUUACGGGCUUUCACCAUGAGGAUUACGGAUAACACCGGUCGAGAGGUGAUCACUGUGAAUAGACCUUUAAGAUGUAACAGCUGCUGGUUUCCAUGUUAUCUGCAAGAGGUAGAGGUUCAGUCUCCUCCUGGGACCACCGUUGGCUAUGUUGUGCAGAAAUGGGACCCUCUGCUGCCUAAAUUCACUAUCAGGAAUGAGAGUAAUGAAGAUGUAUUGAAGAUCAUAGGCCCUUAUGCAACAUGUGGUUGCUUUGGAGAUGUUGACUUUGAGGUAAAAUCUCUAAAUGAUAUGUCAACUAUUGGCAAGAUUUCCAAGUAUUGGUCUGGAUUUGUCAAUAACAUCUUUACCAAUACAGCCAAUUUUGGUAUUCAGGUUCCUGUAGAUCUUGAUGUAAAAAUCAAGGCUGUCAUGAUUGGUGCUUGCUUCCUCCUAGACUUAAUGUUCUUUGAGAACUCCUUGGAUGGAUUGUAACAGGAAAGAUGACAGAAACAAUAAAAUAUGCAAACGACAUUCAACAGUCCUUUGAGCUCUGGAUAUUACUUUUGAACUAUACAACCACCUUUCUCAACCCCCCUUCUUCUUCUUCUUCUUCUUUUUUGGUAAGAAGAAAAACUGGGUGCAAGGAUCAUGUUUAUUAAACU